This is a messenger RNA of Engraulis encrasicolus (European anchovy), 5676 nucleotides long. RefSeq names its product ring finger protein 13 (gene rnf13). NCBI's taxonomy places the organism in Eukaryota, Metazoa, Chordata, Actinopteri, Clupeiformes, Engraulidae. The transcript is spliced from 10 exons. The record is from RefSeq and is a predicted model, not a curated record. Bases 214 to 1422 code for a protein of 402 amino acids.
CCUCGCUCACAUGAAGAAGCUGUGGGAUUAUUGUUGACAUUCUGAUUUGCUGACCUGCCCAGCUAACGGAAUGAAACCAUAGCUAACGAAUUGUUUGGAUUGUGUACAUUGCAAGCGACUGUAAUGACUAUAACAGUGAUUUACUUUAUAAUCAAGAUAUCACCACUGUCUAAUGUAAAGGUGUAGGUGUGCGCUGGCGUAUGGGAAUGAAAGAUGCUGCUCUCCUUGGGGAUGCUGAUGCUGUCCGCUACGCAGAUCUACACCAUCUUCACCGUGCAGCUCUUCGCCUUCCUCAACCUGCUCCCCGUCGAGGCCGACAUCUCCGCGGUGAGUUACUCUUUCGACAACAAGACCGAGAACUUCGAUGACCUUCCUGCACGCUUUGGCUACCGCCUGCCCAGUGAAGGACUGAAGGGCUUCCUGAUUGGUGCGCGGCCAGAGAAUGCGUGCGAGCCGAUCGACCCGCCCCCACCGCGGGAUAACCUGACCGGAGCCUUCAUCGUGCUCAUCAAGCGCUUUGACUGCAACUUUGACGUCAAGGUCCUUAACGCCCAGAAAGCCGGGUACAAGGCUGCCAUUGUUCACAAUGUGGACUCUGAUGACUUAAUCAGCAUGGGAUCCAAUGAUUUGGAUGUUCUGAAGCAGAUUGACAUUCCGUCUGUAUUUGUGGGGGAGGACACAGCCAACUCCCUGAAGGAGGAUUACCUCUAUGAGAAAGGGGGUCAUGUUGUUCUCCUGCCAGACUUCAGCCUUCCUCUUGAGUACUACCUGAUCCCCUUUCUCAUCAUAGUGGGAAUAUGCCUCAUCCUCAUCGUUGUCUUCAUGAUCACAAAAUUCGUCCAGGACCGCCACAGGGCCAGGAGGAGUCGGCUCCGGAAAGACCAACUGAAGAAGCUACCUAUACACAAGUUCAAGAAAGGUGAUGCGUAUGACGUGUGUGCCAUCUGCCUGGAGGAGUACGAGGAAGGCGAGAAGCUACGGGUCCUGCCCUGCUCGCAUGCUUACCACUGCAAGUGCGUGGACCCGUGGCUGACCAAGACCAAGAAGACGUGUCCCGUGUGCAAGCAGAAGGUGGUGCCGUCGCAGGGCGACUCGGACUCUGACUCCGAGUCGGGUGGCGAGAGCAGCCGCGAGGAGAACGAGAAUGAGGACGCGUCGGAGAGCACGCCCCUGCUGCGCUCGCUGGCCUCCACCAGCGCCCACUCCUUUGGCACCAUGAGCGGCUCGCCACCCCCGCCACACGGCCACCACGCCAACGAGUCCUCCGACUAUGAGGACGAUGACGACAUGGACACCAGUGAUGAGAGUGGCCCCGAGGAGGAGGAGAGGGACGGGGGGGUUACCGUGGAGGCGGUUGUGGUGCAGUUGUCUCAGCAUCAGCACCAGCGGGGGGGUGGGGGAGGAGAUGAUGCCAUGGCGUGAACAGCGCCAGUCAAGUCACACAACACCAAAACACACACACAUGCACACACACUAUAACACACACUCCACCCAUUCAUGGGGUCCGGUGGGCUACUUACCAGCCCCACGUCAUGAAUGUGUGAUGAGUGAGUCCAUGUGACUUAAAGUGGGCUUUGUUUUUUGUAUAUUUUUGUCUCCCUCCCCUUUUCCAGUAAACCUGCACAGAUCACAAAUGUCAUUUUCCCCCUUUAACCAUAAUUGCGUUGGGAAGAACAUGAUCAAAUGUGCAGGAGUUUUAAUACAUAGUGAGAAUGGGCAGGUUAAUAUUAAACAUACUGUAUUUGCAGAACAAAGUGGCGAGUGGCUUGGAGCUCAUGUCUCACUGUGAAUAGUUUUAAGCAGUUCAGCCAGGCACUCACAGGAAAUAUGUGCUUUAUCACUUGGGGGUUUGGGGAGGUAGUUUGUGGUGUAUGUUUAAAAACUGCUUGUAAAUAUAAACUGUGUAAUACAUAACUCACCACAAAAAAAAACUAUAUAAUUUUAGAAUGAACAUAAACUUUUAAAUUUUACCUCCAAGCUUAUGUACUAUGUUUCUCCAGUAGCUACUGGUAACGAACGGUAAACUGAUUAACUUGUAUAUACACUCGCUGCGUAGGAAUGCUCCCAAUGAAAAUGACUAUGCAGCUCCCUUUUGUAAAAAAUAAAAAAUAAAAUUACAUUCUAUGCCCAUUUGAAAAAAAAGUAUAUUGGGGACUAUUUUUUUUGCCAAUAUAUAUUUGUUUAAAGAUUGAGUAGGUGAGCAGGCUCUUCUAUUUGGAAUGUAAUCUGCUUUUAAAGCAAGUGCUUAAUGUUCAUGUGAAAAAAUGAAGCCAAACCGGUCUUGAGGGACGUGUCCAUCAGGGCAGAGGUAGAAGAGGAGAGAUGGGCGUGGGGAGAGAUGGGUGGGAGUUUCCCUGGGUUGUCACAGGUUCUCAAGAUGACAGACCAGGAAAUAAAACUUUGCUUGUUCUAAACAUUUCAUUGUAUGCACCGUCUAGAGUUCAGUUAGUGGUACAACACAAAGGGAUAGUUCUGGAAUACUGAGAAGUACAGGGAGAAUUCACCAUGCAUUUUGUUCACCUCAUAUCAUUUAAUACUGUAAGUUGUAAUUAUGUACUACCAGUGAAUUUUUUUGUUUGUUCUCUCGCUAACAUGACUCGGAACUGUUACGUUGAAUAAGUCUGGUUGCCUUCAAUGAGUUAUGUAAGCAUUAAAAUUGUCUGGUUAUGCUCAAAUUUUGUCUGUAUUGAAAUUUCAUUUCACUUCAUAAAUAAAAGCUUUUGUUCAAAACAUUUUGCUGUAUCCCACAUCCUUCUUUCCACUGUUGAUCAAGCUGCCAUCAUACAGGUAGCCUGUACCAUGAGUUAAAGAUAUGACUGCGAUGUGAUCAGAUUCAGCAGUUCUCCCUACAGUCUACAUAGCUACCCGACAGGACAGGGUCCAUUUUAAACUAGUACCUCCUGUCCUCGUCUUGUUUGGCCUUGUGCAUCGCUGACCACCUGCCUCCGAAGAGAAAAUGUUUUCCUGCCAUCAGUCUAAGCAGGCAGACUUUUAGAGGGCUUUUCCCCAUUCAACAUCCUGAUUGCAAAAGACAAAAUGACCUUUGAAUUGUGCAAGAUACUGAAUGAUGGUAUCAUAAAUGCAAAGUAAAAAAUGAUCAGCGUGUCAUCUUGUUCAACCACCACAUCACAUCGGUGCCACUAGAACUCGGCUGGAUUCAGAAUCCUCAAACUACUAAAUAGGGGGGUGCCGUGGCUCACUGCAUGCAUACAACAUGCCUACCAUAAACGUAAGGGACAUUCUUGAGUCCGGCCUGAGUCAUUCCCCAGACCUGCCCCAUCGCUCUCCGUUACUUUGUCACAUCUUCACUAUCCAUCCACAAUAUAAAGACACUAAAAUCCCAGAACAUAUUUUAUUUUUUUUAAAGCAAGACUCAUUUUUUCGGGGCACGUAAUGUAAUAAAAUGAACUCAUCCUAUCAGGUGUAGAAGAGGACCGGGACAGGGUAGGAACACUGCACCACAUUAGCCCAUUGCCUCCUUAGAACUUGUGGGGAACCGUUUAAAAAAAUGUACAACAGUGGUUGUACAGAUACUGCACUCUACAAACUUUACAGGUCGCUCUUGCACUACCCCCAGUUCCAGCCUUUGAAAUGUUCCCAUAUCCUUCUCUUGCUCCAAUUUUCAUCCCCAGAAACUUCAGCCAAGAGGGGGCCAAUUGCUCCAUGAAAACACACACAGUUCAUUUCCAUCCUAGAGACCAUACUAAAAAAAAGUGUCUAACAACUUAAUUAUAUAAAACUUUUAAAGUAAGAAAAAUACAGACAAUAUAUCUGGUUGGAAUAAAUUUAUUUGAUCUGUCUGUAAACAACGUGAUAAAAUCAAUUUUAUGGCAUUUCUUGGUUUAUGCAUAUAACAGACAUCUGUGGACAUGUUAGAUUGUAUCCAAGUAGGAAUAAAGGGUGCAGGGAAAAGAAAUUAAGAAAAAAAAAAGAAAACAAAACUUUAUGUCAGCACACAAGCACUACUUUAUCUCUCUUUCAGUCUGUACACAGAACUUCACAAGGUCUGAACAUUUCUACGAAAAUAUUCUUAAACCAAGUGCUAAGACGACUCCUUUCUCUGGACUAGACUUAAAACCAGCUCCACAAUAGCAACAGAUCAUCUUGAGAUUAUGGCACAGGUUACACAGUAUUUUUUUUGUCUUUUGUAUUUUAAAGUGUCAACAAGACAACCAAAAAUGCUUAUUCCAACCGAUAACCACCUCCCAUUCAAUGAGUGUCAUUCUACUUUUUUCGUCAUUUUUUUAAUAAGGAUCUUCAUUUGGACAUGACAUUUAGUACCGAGCAAGGACAGACAGGGUGAUACCACAUCUUUAGAUCAUGACUUUAGAAGGCAAUUUAUUCCACAGUUUUUGUUUCCUUUUUUACACAGCAUGGGUUUACAAAUGCAGUAAGUAAGAAUAAAAAAAGAACCAACAACUUUUUUUUUCUGAAAAUCUGACAUAUGAGGAGACUUUUUUAAUUACAUAGCCAUCCAUAGCAUACCAGUGGUCUUAAUGUUGGACUUUUCGUGAGUCGAAAUGGUGGUGGGUCUAGCGUGUCUUCCUUCACAACAAUUUGGAGCAAAUGUGUCAAAAAACCCGAGCUGCAACUAAAACUUGGUCCUAUGAAAAAUGAAAUUCAAACUGGACGCAAUCCAGAUGGUUAUAUAAUAUAUAUAUAUAUGCUGGGGCAAAACUACUGUCCAGAACGGCAGCAUAAAAAAAUGCAAGAAAAAAAAAUUAUAUAUAUAUAUAUUACAGGAGCUGGCAAACAAUAGAUAAGUGCCUGAGCUAUUGUAAUGAUGGAAUGUCCAUGAGAUCUAGGCCAUCAGGGAUGUGCUGAAGAGGGGUGUUGGUGUUAAGGAAACUUCUACCUGCAUCUCAGCGCAACACUUUGCCAUUUAAACCCAGAAGGGGGAACAAAAAUGCCAGACCAAUAGCUCAACAGACUGCAUCCAAGGAACAACUCCACCCCUCCCACCCCCAUUGAAGGAAAAAAAACAAACAAACAAAAAAAAGGUAUUGUUAGAGGGUUCAAGGGCUACACAUUUAGUUUGCUUUCAGUGGUGAUGGAUAGAGGCAAAGCCUCCUUUGGGGUUGGAGUGUUACCUACAAUCGAAAACAAUAGUGUUAUAAUGUGAACGUGGCAUGGGGAGGAUGGACAAUUUAAGGGCUACAUAAGGGACUACAAGACAAAGUGUGGGGGAUGAGGGGAAACCUGUUAUAAAGGCAGUUCAGUAGGUUUUAAGAUAUGCGCGCAGCUCUCCUGUCUCAAAAAAACACGAGCAGGAAGACCAUGUGAGCUUUUUAAAUUAUCCGUUUGAACUGCUCAAGUGCUCAAAAAGGCAUUAGUUUAACUGAACUACCAGGCAUGGGCAGCAUGGAGGGGAGAAACAUGUCAGUUGCAAUUCAGGGGGUACUGCAGCUUCUUCUGCUAUGUCUUGAUACAAUACAUAAUGGCUAGGUUACACGCUCUAAUGUUUCCUAUAUAAAGUACAUAUGUUGUCAAUAUCCUGUUAACAUGCCUCUCAAGUCUUGGUGCAGCAGUAGUGUAUUGUGACUGGGGGUACACAUUGUUAGAUGAAUGAACAUGAGGGGUGGGGUGGGGAAAGACAUCGUGAACCGGUUGGGAGGGGGAGGAUGGGCAAAAAUACAAAUGAAAAUCAAAUAAAAUUUAAAAAAAAAAAAAAAAAAA